AGUUGAAUUGAAUUCGGGAUUAAAUUGUCGUAAAACGUACAAUAGUACAGGCUUGGUAGGUUACCAACAUUAUGUUAACAAUUGACAAUCAAAACAUAACCAAGAAACAAGUAUUAUAUAAAAUUGACAAAUUCUAAUAACUUCAAAAUUGACUGGCCGAUUUAACAAUGUCGUUUCCGAAACUUCUCUUUCUUCGCUCGUUCUUGAAUUCUGAAAGACAAUUAUUGCAAUUUCGUAGACACUGCUCACAUAAUAUCAUGAACCUUUCGGACCCUGCUAUUCAAACAUAUCUUAAGCAUUUGAUGGUAGAGCAUGAAAACUUGCUAAGUAAAAUGAAAAAAUCCUCCGAAGAAGCUAGACGCUUACAGGAAAUAAAACCAAUCGUAAAUGUCCUAGAACAAAGGAUAGCUUUAUAUGAUAGUAUUGAAUCACUUAAAGAAUUAAAUAAAAAAGAAGGUGACGAUAGUGAGAUAAAAAAGAUGAUAAAGGAAGAAGCGGCGAUAUAUCUGAAACGUCUAAAGGAAAUAGAUGACGAUUUACAGUUAAUUCUUCUCGAACCACCAUUAACUGAAGGUGGUGUACUCUUAGAACUAACUGCAGGAGCUGGAGGGCAAGAAGCGAUGUUAUUUGCAAAAGAACUCUUCAACAUGUACCAGUCUUAUGCUAUCAACAAAGGUUGGGAAGUUGAUAUAGCAUCAUUUGACUUAACCGAAAUAGGUGGAGUUCGUAAAGGAUCAAUGUUGAUACAAGGUUUUGGUGUACCUGAACUGAUGAGGAUGGAGGCUGGAGUUCAUCGUGUUCAAAGAAUUCCUGCUACGGAGAAAGGUGGACGUAUACAUACUAGUACAGUCACUGUCGCUAUUUUACCACAGCCCUCUGAAAUAGAACUGAACAUCCCUGAACGUGAUGUAGUAAUAGAGACAAAAAGAGCUAGUGGGGCUGGAGGUCAGCAUGUAAACACAACCGAUAGUGCUGUAAGGCUAAUACAUACACCGACGGGAACAACGGUUGAGUGUCAAGAAGGAAGAUCACAAAUAAAGAACAAACAAAUUGCUAUGCAGAAACUGAGAACACUUUUAUUGGAGAAGCAGAUACAAGAACAAGCUUUAAAACUGCAAAGUGAGAGGAAAUCGCAGGUUGGGUCUGGCAACAGAAAUGAAAAAAUAAGAACAUACAACUUCCCUCAAGAUAGAGUGACAGAACAUCGAGAUGGUGGUGGGACAUUCCAUAAUCUCAAAGGUUUUAUGGAAGGUGGAGAGCAACUAGAACAGUUACAGGAGUCACUCCUUAAGAAAGAAAGACACAAGCUUUUACUGGAAGAAAUUGAAAACAUUCUGAAUAAACACAGAGGAAAAACCAUUGAAAGUAAUUAGUUCGUCCU
Molecule: messenger RNA, 1381 nt
Organism: Bombyx mori (domestic silkworm)
Lineage: Eukaryota; Metazoa; Arthropoda; Insecta; Lepidoptera; Bombycidae
Gene: mRF1
Product: mitochondrial translational release factor 1
Biological process (GO): translational termination
Molecular function (GO): translation release factor activity
Source: RefSeq, marked provisional